AUGUCUAAGACUACAGGACUGUUACAGCGCAUUCAAGAUGGAAAGACCGUCAUUGUUGCGGAGGGGUAUAUCUUUGCUUUUGAGCGUCUGGGAUACCUGAAAGCAGGGCCGUUCACCCCUGAAGUUGUAGUGGAUCAUCCCGAGCUGGUACGGCAAAUGUACAAAGAUUUCGUGCGUGCUGGAAGCGACGUAGUCCAAGCUUUUACGUAUUAUGGUAACCGUAGCAAGUUCAAGCUCGUCGGGCGGGAGGAUGUGCUCGAGAAGCAGAAUCGUCUCGCACUCAAGAUGGCGAGAGAAGUGGCCGAUGAAACGGGCACCCUGAUGUGCGGUGACCUCAGCAACACUUGGGUGUACGAACCGGGGAAUGACGAGGCAAUUGCUAAGACGAAAAUUAUGUUCAAGGAGCAGGUCGAGUGGGCCGUGGACGAGGGAGCCGAUUUCAUCGUGGGCGAGACGUUUGGUCACCUUGAAGAGGCUGUGCUUGCAACCAAGGCAAUCAAAGAAUACGGAAAAGGUGUACCUGCCGUCAUCACCAUAGCAACGCACUUUACUAAGACGACGACGGAGGGGAAGCCUACCACGGCGGACGGCAUCGAGUUCAACGAAGCCCUUCGACGUCUUGUGGCCGAAGGUGCCGAUGUCGUCGGCUUCAACUGUACCCGAGGACCUCGGUCAAUGAUACCCAUCCUUGAGAGCGCCGUGGAGGCCAACAUUGGGGCUCCUUUGGCGGCGCUUCCCGUGUUAUACAGGACAACCAUCAAAGAACCGAGUUUCUUUACUUUACCAGAUCCUUGGACAGGUGAAAGGGCGUUCCCCUUGGAUCUGGACUGUCUCCUCUGCUCACGUGGAGACGUUGUCAAGUUCACUCAGCGCUGUGCCCAACUCAAGAUACCAUACGUGGGACUGUGCUGCGGAAACGCCCCUCACUACACCCGAGCCAUGGCCGAAACUCUGGGGAGGGUCACUGAGGCGUCCAAGUUCUCACCGGACAUGUCGGUCCAUGGGAUGUAUGGCACGGAUGACACCAAGAUCAAUACAUAUUACACAGACCUACACAAAACUUCCUCAAGCUACGUAAAGAAGUAGGAAUAGAUGAAAUCACUGGUUAGCUAGAUAUAGGGGUGGUUGUUGCCGCUUAGAAAAAUACAAUGUGGUGUAUUUUACGUGCACUAAGUUACGAAAGAAAAAUGUGCCCAUAUUUCAAAAUUUACACUGCUCAAAUUAUGUGAUAAACCACUUUUCAGCGCAGCGAGUUCUGGAACCAUACAGCUGACCAGAUGACGCUAGAGGU
Strongylocentrotus purpuratus (purple sea urchin) is the source of this 1291-nucleotide messenger RNA. RefSeq names its product betaine--homocysteine S-methyltransferase 1. Gene Ontology annotation, molecular function: zinc ion binding; methyltransferase activity. The transcript has 7 exons. Bases 1 to 1086 code for a protein of 361 amino acids. The record is from RefSeq and is a predicted model, not a curated record. NCBI's taxonomy places the organism in Eukaryota, Metazoa, Echinodermata, Echinoidea, Camarodonta, Strongylocentrotidae.